AGCGCGAAAGCCUUACGGGAAAGUUGUCAUAAGGGCGAAGAAGAAAACCCUUAUAUUUUUCGUGGAAAAGUGAACUUUGAUUAUAAUGUUGCCGCGUUGCCUUUGAAGUGGGGUGAACAAUAACUGAGCCACCAGAAUGUAUGGAAUGUUAUUAGAAAGCGUUCAACAUUUUAUAAUAGCGGAAUGUGGACAAGAAAUAUGGGACACUAUACAACGAGAGGCGGGCGCCAGGAAUACCGUGUUUAUGACGAGACAGCAAUAUCCGGAUACUCUAAUGUUUCGUCUGGCGUCAGCAUUAACGAGAUUACUGAUGAUGGAUUCAAACACUAUUGGACCCAUACCCAACAGUCCCGUGCCGAAAAAACCAUCCAUCAAGUCCAAAUCAAACUGGAGGAGUGCAUCAGUCCACGGCGAUAACAGAGGCCAACAUUUCAAAUGUCCAUUCACAUCCACUAAUGCUUUGACUGCUGUUACUAAAAAACAGAUUGACGCUUACACAUCCUCAGAGGAAAUAAGAUCACCAACUAGCACUAUGUCUCCUGAGAGGAUUAAGGAAGACGAAUUGACUGCAACGUGUCCUAGAGACAGAAGGAGUUUGGGUAUACACUUGGAACGUAUAAAAGACAGAAAAAUGUCAGCAGAUGAACUAAUCCCAGAAACGGAUAACGUGGAUACAGAGCCUGAAUGCAAAAAGGAAUCGACAUCUCCGAGUGAACCAGAAAGUUCAAAAGAAGUUAAAUGUAUCAAAGAAUCUAAAUCUACCAAAGAACCAGAAUGUGCAAAAGAACCUAAACCUGCAAAAGAGUCUAAAUGUACUGAACCUGGAUGUUCCAAUAGUUCGCCAGUCCAGGAAAACACCAGAAGGAGUUCUUUGAAACCUUCUCUGAGAAAAACCAGCUGCACAGUGGAUAUCUACCAACGUCGUGGAUCUGGAAAUGUUCGACCGAGACUAAACAGUCUUAGUACUGUAAACACAGAGAAACUGAAUACAUUGAGAGAAAAGUUUAGCACGCCUGAUAAAGUCAUGCAUUUUUUCGGAAGGUGCUUUGUGAAGUUCUUUUCUAAUUAUGGCUACGACACCAUGAUCCGCGCAACCGGCAGAUACUUCUGCACCUUCCUGCAGUCAGUGGACAGCAUACACCAGCGGAUGAGUUACACCUUCCCACGGAUGCGGUCGCCGAGCAUGCAGUUGACUCGCGCGCACAUACACGGCGCUGAGCUGGUGUACAGCAGUGGGAGGGUCGGCUUCACUCACUAUUUAAUGGGUCAGCUGUAUGAGAUAGCAGAAGAUAUAUUCUCUCUGAAGCUGAAAGUAACCAUCGUCAAGGAGAGCAUGGAGGGCGCUUACUACGUCGCCGUGUUGAGACUCGAAUUCGACAACAGCGAUUACGUCCAAUCGCUCAUGGUCCGCAAGUCACUGCCGUGUCUCUUGCCGCCGGUGCCGACUUCUCUUCUAGUGCAGCUUUUCCCCUUCGGCGUUUUACUUGACAGGAAAAUGAAAAUACUGAUGGCGGGCGAGAAGCUUGUUGAAGCGUGGGGAGGCCCAAUCAGUGAAAUAGAAAAAAUAUCCAUCAACGAGAUUCUUCGAUUGAGGAAACCUAAAGUUUCUUUUACCUGGGAUAAGGUGGUAUGCAUGCAGACGAUAGUGUUCGAGUUGGAGCUGAUGCGUUGGCGUACCAAAUUAGCCAACGAGUCCCGCCGCGGCUCGCAGGGCGCGAGAGCGAUCCUACUGAAAGGGCCGAUCUACUUCCUAGAGGAGAUUGAUGCUCUUGCGUUUUUGUGUAGCCCUAUUUUCAACGACCUCGAUGAACUCCGUCAAGCGGGCCUCUAUUUAGCUGAUAUGAAUGGACAUGGCCGCUCGAAAGAGUUGUUGCUGCAAGGCUGGCAGCAUCUCUCACGUCUAGAGCUGCUCUUCGAUAAAGCAGAGACCAGGAGUCUUUCUUUGGAAAAAUCUUGCAGGCUGCUGGACGAAUGGAAGAAGAAGGGGGAUCAGCUUCUCUAUUCCAUGAUACCGAGGGGCAUUGCGGCACAGUUGCGAGCGGGAAAAAGUGCAACUGCAGAGUGCUGGCAAAAGAAAUUUGACUGCGUCAGCAUAAUGUUCUGCGGCAUCCAACUGGCAGACGCAACGACGCGCGCCGACGUGAUGCAGACCGUUAGCUACAUGAACGAUGUGUACUCCAGGAUCGACCGCAUGCUGGAUAGCCAUCGUGUCUAUAAGGUGGAGACAGUGGGCACAGUAUAUAUGGUGGUAUCGGGAGCACCAGAAAAGACGCGCGCGCACGCUAAGGAAAUAGCCAGUGCGGCGCUCGCGGUGUCGUGCUCUCUGCCCAUGCUGACUAUUGGUAUUCACUCGGGUCCCUGCCAAGCCGCCGUGCUGGGUUUCCGACAGCCUCGCUACUGUUUAGUGGGGGACACCGUCAACACAGCCAGCCGAAUGCAAACCACAAGCGAGCCUGGACGCAUACAGAUUUCUGCUCAGACGAAAGCUGAACUACCGCCAGGAAAAUUCAGACUUAGACGAAGAGGUCUUAUCAAAGUUAAGGGCAAAGGCAUGAUGGAGACAUUUUGGUUGGAAGGUGAAAUUGAGGAAGACGAUCCGGAAGAAGCUCUACAAUUAUUCUCCGCUAUUUGCGGUGAAGAUUAGGCACCGACACAUGAACACAGAACUUCUGGAGGCUUCAGGAAAAGAACGAUUGAUAAUGAUAUGAUUAUCUUCGCGACAUUCUAUCUAAAGUUGUUUUCUGAAACUUGACAAAGCAAAUGGUAUGAGCAAUUUACCAUAAGUGACAUAAUUGCAUAUAUGUUAUCUGUCUGUCUGUUAGCAAUAAACUCAAAGACUAUAUACCGAAUUUUCAUUCGGUUUUCACCUUGAUGAAUUUAAGAGGAACGAAAAAAUCAAGCCGCCUCAACAAAAACAUACAUGGAAUAUUUGUCUUUCUUGUACUAGAUCUACUAGUCCAUGAUGACAUUAUCUAUCUUUUAGGAUAAUUUACUGUACCCACUUUAAUAUUUAAUUUUUUUUUCUCGCAGACAAAGUGGCAGGCGUCCUCUAGUUCUAUUUAAAGUAGGUUCAAAUACUUAGUAGGUGUAUAAUUAAACAAAAAACAUAUUAUAAUACUAAAUAAUAAUUUAAUAUCAACAGGCGAAUUAAAUUCGUAUUUAUGUCAUUAAUAUAACAGGAUUCACAAUAUUGUAUUUUGUAUUAUAUUAUUUUAAAAUAUUUACAAUAACCUAAUAAAACGAUUUAAAACAAUAAUAGUGCGAAA
This is a messenger RNA of Bicyclus anynana (squinting bush brown), 3266 nucleotides long. Its product is annotated as soluble guanylate cyclase 89Db. The transcript is spliced from 15 exons. The record is from RefSeq and is a predicted model, not a curated record. Gene Ontology annotation, cellular component: guanylate cyclase complex, soluble. Gene Ontology annotation, biological process: cGMP biosynthetic process; response to oxygen levels; nitric oxide-cGMP-mediated signaling. Bases 137 to 2644 code for a protein of 835 amino acids. NCBI's taxonomy places the organism in Eukaryota, Metazoa, Arthropoda, Insecta, Lepidoptera, Nymphalidae. Gene Ontology annotation, molecular function: heme binding; oxygen sensor activity; guanylate cyclase activity.